GCCGAGGAGGAUGGCAGCGGCCGCCGGGAGCCGCCCUUCGCGCUCCGCGCCGCGCGCAUCGCGCUGGUGGUCUGCCUCUACUGGGCCAUCUCCAUCACCAUGGUGUUCCUCAACAAGUACCUGCUGGACAGCCCCACACUGCGCCUGGACGCGCCGCUCUUCGUCACCUUCUCCCAGUGCACCGUCACCACCCUGCUGUGCAAGGGGUUCAGCCUGCUGGCUGCCUGCGGCCCCCCGGGCACACUGGACUUCCCCUCGCUGCGCCUGGACCUCAAGGUGUCACGCAGCGUGCUGCCCCUGUCCCUCAUCUUCAUCGGCAUGAUCACCUUCAACAACCUGUGCCUCAAGCACGUCGGUGUGGCCUUCUACAACGUGGGCCGCUCGCUCACCACCGUCUUCAACGUCCUGCUCUCCUACCUGCUCCUCAAGCAGACCACCUCCCUCUACGCCCUGCUGACCUGCGGGGUCAUCAUAGGUGGCUUCUGGCUGGGUAUAGACCAGGAAGGAGCAGAAGGCACCUUGUCAUGGACUGGCAUAGCCUUUGGGAUCCUGGCAAGUCUUUGCGUUUCCCUCAAUGCCAUCUAUACCAAGAAAGUUCUGCCUGCUGUGGAUAGCAGCAUCUGGCGUCUGACCUUCUACAACAAUGUGAAUGCGUGUGUCCUAUUCUUGCCCCUUAUGUUGUUGUUUGGUGAGUUUCAUACCCUCUACCGCUUCGAUAAGCUGGGAGACCCCAGCUUCUGGGGUAUGAUGACCCUUGGUGGAGUGUUUGGUUUUGCCAUCGGGUAUGUGACGGGACUCCAGAUAAAGUUCACCAGCCCACUCACCCAUAAUGUCUCUGGAACAGCUAAAGCCUGUGCCCAGACAGUUUUGGCUGUUGCCUACUAUGAGGAGACCAAAAGCUUCCUGUGGUGGACAAGCAACAUGAUGGUUCUAGGGGGAUCCUUUGCAUAUACAUGGGUAAAAGGGCUGGAGAUGAGGAAGGUACAGGAAGAAUCGUCUCCAAAACCAGGUGAGAAAAGUGAGACCGGUGUCUAGCACCUCUGCUGCUGUGUCUGUGGAAUGGAGCUUUGCUGGAAAAGGAGCCAAGAGCAGAAACUUCCAGGGCAGAAAAUCACGAACUUAUAAAAUGCAUGAGGCGUUUGUCUCAGGAGUUAAAGCCAAAGGCCUACCAUAUAUAAUGGUUUCUGCAACGAGGGAUGGAAGGAUGCUAUUUCCAGAGGAGUUCAUCCUGUUUCUUGAACUGGAAAGGGGGUGUAGGAAACAAAGGGCUUCUCUGUGUUGGUGCCUUUUUUAAACAGCUGUUACCAUUGGUAACUUACCAAUUGUGCACCAUAUGGAAACCCUUGCUGUGAGGGAGGGGGAAACAGCAUUUUUGCUGUGUAGCUGGGAAUAGAUAUUGGCAGCCAACUACAUGGUCUUGAAUACAAUGAUAUCCUGCACCUAAAUAUAAGGGAGGGGAAGAUAGCAGUCUGGACAGCCUGGCUUCUACACAAAUGUUCCCCCUAUUAUAAAUGGAAAUAGUUGUUCUUCCCAUUCCCGUCCUUUUACAAGUCACAGGUGGAAAAUCCCUUCACUACAAGUUCUGAGUGAAUCUAGCAGAAGGACACACCUCUGAAUUUCUUGUCUAAACAGCCAGUAACUCCUCUGGUUGAGAUUUCUCAAUAUAGUUUGCUACCUCUUUUCUGCAUCCACAGGAUAUGUGUGUCCCAAGAAAUCAUUACAAAGGAGGGACCAAAUCUUAGUCUCCUUUCUUGAGACUGGCAGCUUUCCUUGUGUAGGUGGGAAGGAUGCUGGCUUUUUUCACAUGAGGUUACUGGAUACUUGCGACUCUGUCUUUUGGAGUAACUAGGUCUCUGUCCUUGUGGGUUUCUGAAGUAUUUUCCUUUCCGUGGUGAGGAUCCAAAAAUAGCCAGUUGGGGAAAAUCAGACUUUUAUCAUUUUCUCUUCCAAUACAGGAAACAAAUAAUGCUCUCAUUAAUUAGGCCAGUUUCAGGCUGGAUUAUUGCUUGCCUGCUAUGGCUGCCUUCCUGGGGACCUUUCCUAGAAGAUUCACUAAAGAACUGAUGCUUAGGCAUGGAAAAUGCCAUAAUUCCACUUCAGUGACAGUACGUGGGGAUAAAAGGUAAAUCUUUUACCAAGAAAUCCCAGGCCCUAUCAGAAGGGUGAACAGAGCUGGUGCAGAACUUUAUACUCUGGCGGUCUCUGCAGUGUCAGACUUGUGCAGGAACCUUUCCCUCUCCUGUCCCAUCAAGUGCCAUCUGAGGCUGUAUUAUACAGUCACUUUUCUCUCCUCAUUCCUGCAGGUGUUGACCUUCAUUCCCUACUGUUCUAGCUUUAUCUAAACCCUGAGUCCUCUCACAUCCAAAGAUUAUUUUAAGUGGGGUGUGCUGGGAGCUGGUAUAACCUAUUCUCAGUAUCCUCUGAGUGAUCUUAAAUAGCACCAGAUUGCUGCUAUGAAAGCAAUCUGACUUUUUUUUACCUUUGUCCUUGCUAGCUAGGUUUUUCCUAAAUUUCAGGAAACCAAGGUCACUGGAAUUCUAAAUUCAAUUUGCCUUGUUAAUGAUGGUCUCCCUCCCCGUUUUUAUUUCCUUUGGUAAAGGGUGGAAUUUUUCCCAUGGUUUGAGUUUUCUACUGGGAUAGAUUUUAGAGUUGCAAACAUUGACCUGUGAUUGUAAAACAUAUUAAAUAAAAUUAUGGAUUGGUA
This is a messenger RNA of Alligator sinensis (Chinese alligator), 2704 nucleotides long. RefSeq names its product solute carrier family 35 member C1 (gene SLC35C1). NCBI's taxonomy places the organism in Eukaryota, Metazoa, Chordata, Crocodylia, Alligatoridae. The transcript is spliced from 2 exons. The record is from RefSeq and is a predicted model, not a curated record. Gene Ontology annotation, molecular function: antiporter activity. Gene Ontology annotation, biological process: protein O-linked glycosylation via fucose; GDP-fucose import into Golgi lumen. Bases 100 to 1035 code for a protein of 311 amino acids. Gene Ontology annotation, cellular component: Golgi apparatus.